UCGUGACGGCGCAGGGCUGCCUGCAGAGUGCGCGGCUCGUGCUGGAGGACGCGAGCUCCCCGCUGCUGGAGCGACUGUCCCGCUCACACACGACCUGCGACCAGCAUCAGCAUCCGCAACAUGGCGGGCGCGCCCGCACCGCUAGCGAGCACUCGUACAAUCGGUCGCACGUCGCUAAAAAUUAUUUUGCUCCACAGCAAGAUGAUCAAUGGCAACGUAGGACCAGCAAUGCUUGGCAGAACCUCGUGACGUCACAACCGUUGCCGCCGCCCUCACAGCCGCUCACACUCCAGCCGGCGCAGGCUCCGCCCUCGCUCACACAACAACAACAACAACAACUACCUCCUCAGCAGCCCUCCAGGCCGGGUAGCGUAGGGCCCUCCACCGGUGGCGCCCCGUCCCGCUCCAAGUACCGCGUGGACCCGUCGGUCCAGUCCACGCCGCUCUACAACCAGUACAGCUUCUCCUCCCCGCAGCCCCCGCAGCCCUCGUACGGCUACAACAGUCCGAUCCCCGACCAGUACAGUUCGGCCAGUGUACCCUCGAACAACUUCACGCCCCUCAAUCAAAAACCCUUAAAUCCGUCACUGGCUCCGUCGAGCGGAUCAGUUCCGCCAAUGAACCCGUGCAUCCCGCCAGUGAACCAAUACACCCCGGCGAGCGAGUCCAACGUGAACGGCUACUACAAGCAGCCGGAGGUGUCGGCCGCACACAAGUCUGUGCCGCCCGGCUGGAACGACCCGCCCAUGAUGACCACCAAGCCCAAGCCAAAGCAAGACGUGCAUCAACAAGCACCAAUCACUCACCCGCUGUUCGGCGCGGAGCCCCCGCAGCACGUACCACUGGCGUCCACCACGCCGCAGUUCCCGGGACAGGUGUACCAAGACCAGCAACAACAAUAUCCCGGUCAGCAGCAACAAUAUCCUGUCCAGCAACAACAAUAUCCAGGUCAACAGCAACAAUAUCCCGGUCAGCAGCAGCAAUAUCCUGGUCAACAGCAGCAAUAUCCCGGUCAACAGCAAUUCCCCCCUCAGAGUCAAUUCAACCAACAGAGCCAGGGUCAGUUGCCACCGGGUCAGGGUCAAUAUCCUGGCUAUAACGAUCAGUAUGGACAGUACGUGCCCUCGCCACAAUCAGCUUACACACAAGAGACGGAGAGUGCGGUGACGAAGGGGCCCAUCCCUGAGGAGCACGCGGGGCUACAGACCACUCUGGACCAGCUCAGCGAUCAACUGUUGAACUCUACCACCAACGCGAUGACAAAGCGUAAGGUUCAAGAUAUACAAAAGAAGCUCGAAAAUUUGUACGAUUUAUUACGAGAGAACAAGCUGUCGGGCAGUUCGCUAGCGACGCUCCACGCGUGCGUGAGGCUGGCGGGCGCAGGUGAGCCGGGCGGCGCCCUGGCCCACGCCGCGGCCCUGGCGAGUGACGUGGACUUCGCGGCCGUGGCCAGCUUCCUGCCCGCGCUCAAGAUGCUGCUCACACUGGCCGCGCGACCGCACUGACGCACUCACCUCAUGCCGCCGCCGACCCAUUAAUAUCAUAAUAGAUAAGGCAUCAUGGCUCCUUUGCACGGGAAGCCGGCUAGAUUAUGGCAACCACAACGGCGCCCAUUUCUGCCGUGAACCCAGUAAUGUGUAAACAUUACUGUGUUUCGGCCUGAAGGGCGCCGUAGCUAGUGAAUCUACUGGGCAAAUGAGUCUUAACAUCUUAUAUCUCAAGGUGACGCGCGCUGUUGUAGUGCCGCUCAGAAUUUUUGGGUUUUUCAAUAAUUCUGGGCGGCACUGCAUUGUAAUGGGCAGGGCGUAUCAAUUACCAUCAGCUGAACUCCCUGCUCGUCUCGUCCCUUAUUUUCAUAGAAAAUUUUUAGAGAUACUAAAGGUUGCCAAUGAGAACACUUAUUUUUGACCACCAUCCGAUAGUGUAUAUAACUGUUAUACUUUGUAAUUUAUAUUAAGUAUCUAAUGUUCGUAUCGCGAGCGUUUUAUAAUUUUAGCUGAAAUCAUUUAUACAUCUAGAAGAUAGUCAAUGACAGCUGUGAAAAUCGAAAAAAUAGACUUUAGAACUAAUCUCUAUUUUGACCAAUUCACACACACUAACACAAAAUGUCAAACAAAUCGCGAGUGCUUAUAUUCCUGGCCUGUUUUUAUCUAACAGCAAGAGACUAUCUAGACGUAUAAAUUAUCUAAAAAUUUUACUUAUUAUUUAUAGCAAAUGAUACUUAAUGAAAUUUGGAAUAUAUUAACUGAUCAAUCUACAAUAUAUUAUUAAUGUAUUUUAGCAUUAUGGAAUGAAAAAUAUUACAUUUUUAUUUCCUUUGUCACAGACAUGUUAAAGUAAGUAAUUUAUUUCACCAAUAAUAAAGAGCUUGUGUGAUGAACUGAACCGUCUUAUCAGUUCAAUCAUAUUGUGCUAUAAUGUUUGAUAGAUGACUUAAUGUUAAAUAAUAAAUAUAAUUGUUAAUUAUGUAUGUUGUAAUGAUAACAGUAUAUUGCUACUUAAAUAGUUGCAUAACAAAUAAAGUAAUGUAUCUAACGUUUUUAUAAAUGA
Messenger RNA from Leptidea sinapis, 2550 nucleotides. Its product is annotated as calcium-binding protein P-like. The transcript has 9 exons. Gene Ontology annotation, cellular component: endoplasmic reticulum exit site; COPII vesicle coat. NCBI's taxonomy places the organism in Eukaryota, Metazoa, Arthropoda, Insecta, Lepidoptera, Pieridae. Gene Ontology annotation, biological process: COPII-coated vesicle cargo loading; endoplasmic reticulum organization; intracellular protein transport. The coding region runs from base 618 to 1505 and encodes 295 amino acids. The record is from RefSeq and is a predicted model, not a curated record. Gene Ontology annotation, molecular function: structural molecule activity.